This is a messenger RNA of Cryptotermes secundus, 3075 nucleotides long. RefSeq names its product ethylmalonyl-CoA decarboxylase. The transcript is spliced from 4 exons. Bases 550 to 1452 code for a protein of 300 amino acids. Gene Ontology annotation, molecular function: enoyl-CoA hydratase activity. Gene Ontology annotation, cellular component: cytosol. The record is from RefSeq and is a predicted model, not a curated record. Lineage: Eukaryota; Metazoa; Arthropoda; Insecta; Blattodea; Kalotermitidae. Gene Ontology annotation, biological process: fatty acid beta-oxidation.
GUCACAGAACUCUUAGGUGAAUACGUCAGAAAUUUUGGCCAAGACAAGUGAGGAAUUCUAACCCAUUCGAUUUGAUGAAUUUCGGUUGUGUAACUGUAUACCGCUGUUUACGUUGUUAUAUUAUAAAUAUUCUGUAAUAUCAGUAGGUGAUCAAGAAUUAAUUUGUUAUAAAAGUAAGGUGGUAAAAGUAAUGUCUGAUUUGGAUUAAUAGCAACAAAACAGAAUGACAUGACGUUAAUGAGCUGUUAUUGGUGCUAUAAGACGAAAAAGUGGCCAAGAAUAAUUUUGUACCACUUGUAUUAAGAAUAAUAUUAGUAGACAGGAGUGGUAAAGAUUGGAAAUUGUAGGAUAGGGAUGUGGAAAACAAAGUGGUUCGCCUUGGUAAAUUAUUCAACUUUCCACCUUAUUUUCGUCCAUAACUGAAGUGAAUACAAUUGGACAUGUUAAAAAAUAACAGCGAAUGCAUCACAUGUCAAAGUCACAUAAAAAUUACACAGUGGUCUGUCACGAUAAUAUAACAACCGUUAUAAGGCACUGGAAGCAAGAAUAAUGUGGAGCAUACUGAAUUAUUUUUUUCAACUUAAGCAUAUGCCAAAGGUAUUUAUGCGACACAAAUCCAUUAAUUACUACAGUGGUCCAGAACCUCCAACUGCUGAAAUAAGUAAGCAGCUAUUGCAGUCCAGGGGUGGUAGUGUUGACUUGGUAAAGAAUGAGGACACAGGCAUUGCUACUUUGUGUCUUAAUCACCCAGAGAGAAGAAAUGCCAUCAGUGGAAAGAUGAUGGUGGACUUAGCUAAUGCAAUUGAUAUGCUGGAAAGUUGGAGUGUAGGAAAAGGAUUGAUUGUAUAUGGACAUGGUCAUACUUUCUCUUCAGGUGGUGACUUGAAUAUGGCUCGCAUGUUUUUUAAUCCAGAUGAUGGGUUUCGCAUGGCUGUGUUUAUGCAGAAGGUCUUGCAUAGGCUUGAAACAUUGCCACUUAUAUCAGUUGCUUUAAUUGAAGGAACAGGUGCACUAGGAGGCGCAUCAGAACUAGCAAUGGCAUGUGAUUUCCGGCUUUUGACUUCUGACACAGGAGGAAUUGGAUUUGUUCAUAGUUGCAUGGGUAUAACACCAGCCUGGGGGGGAUGUACCAGGUUGGUUCGCACUGUUGGCUAUACAAAGGCUCUUGAUCUGCUGACCACAGGACGCAGAGUGUCAGGAGAAGAAGCUUUGCAGAUUGGACUUGCUGACAGCAUAGUAAACACUAAAGAUGCUCUUACAGAAACCUCAGAAUGGCUGAAAGUAAGAAUUAAGUGUGAUGGGAAAGUGCUGAAAUCACUGAAGACCAUGGCACACAAUGCUAGAGAAAUGAAUUAUCAUGAAUCUCUUGCUGAAGAAAAGAGCCUGUUUGCUCCAUUAUGGGGUGGACCUGCAAACCAUGCUGCACUUACCCAAAAUAUUAAACAUAAAUAGCAGUGAUAGAUUACUGUGACAGGCAGUGAAAACUGAUAAUUUUAUCCAAAGAAGCAACAGGAUGGUGCAAACCAUAAUGGAGUACACCGAAUUUCCACAUGUAUUUAUUGCAUCUUGGUAUUCUGAAUUCUCCUAGCUGUUAUAUUUGUUGUCUUAUGAACGUAUGGUGCUAUGAUUCUUCACUAUGAGGAUAAAAAAAAAUCCAUGGUCUGUAAUCCACAAGCAAACUAUACUGACCGAGUGACCGCCAGUUGUCGGCAAAGUUAGUGCAUGCAGUAAAACCUGAUAUUUUUAUCCAGAGAAAUAACAAGAUUGGAAAGUCACAAAUCACAUUGGAGUACGCAGUUUCCAUGUGCAUUCUUUGCAUUUUGGCAUUCUGAAUUCUUCUGUGUACUGUUAUAUGAAUGUGUAUUGCUGUGAUAUUGUCAUGUGUUAGUGACUAUAUGGAGUUUUGAUUUAUUGAACAUUUAUAACUUGUAACUACAAAUAAUUGUAACACUCACUAAUCUACAUGCUCUACAAAUUGCUAUUGCAAGCAGUAAGUUGUCUGUGUCUUCACUAGUCGUUUCUUGAUAGUGGCAUCUAACAUGCAACACAAGAUUCUAACCACUGACUCUGACUUCCAGUUUCUAACCAUCAACUUCCAACUCAUGACUCAUGCCUUACACGCUGGCUGCCCUUUACCCCCCAGGAAUAUUCUUAGUACUCAUUUCUGUUACAGCUUGUGUUGACCCCAGAGCCAUAGUGCAGAUGGAAAGAUUUGGUAAAUUGAAAAGACUCCACCACAUUGGGACUCAAACUUGCAACCGGCUAUGCCACUGUGUGCCUCAGACUGUAUAUAUGGAAUUUUUCUGAAGUAUUAAUAUGGCGGCCUCUUUCAUUUAAGUACGAAAAUACAAAUGAUCAUAUUACUUUCAAUAUAAGACAUACAUUUUACACAUUUUUUCAUGUUGAAAAAUCCAUAUGUAUUUUAAAUUUGAGGAAUGUGCACUUUUCUACUUCUUUUCUUAAAGCCCACAUUCAAAAACUGGGUGCAUCUUAAAUUUGAGGGCCUUAUAUUCUAAGUAAUAUGGCAAAUUUAUGCAGAAUUAACAUAAGUAAUGCAUUUAUGUUGCCAGGCUAAUCCCAAGUGAUUACACAUUCAACAUUGCACUUAACACAGCAUAAGGUAAUACCACUAUGGCAACUGUUUGCUGAUUUUAUUAUCUCUCACAUUUGGAAAAAAAAAACUUUGAUAUGAUAUUAUAGUCAUGUUUAUUGGCAUAAUCACAAUUCACACACAUAUAUCUUACUACAUAUAUGCAUUUUUCUUAUUUCAUUUUAUAGUAAUGAUAUCAAUUAGUAUUACCUACCAUUCACCAUACAAUUUUCUUUGGGAAUGUUCAUAAUACAUGUCAAGAAUGUAUAGAAAGUAGUGUGAACCUACUGAAAACCUGGAUCCACAAUUCAGUAAGGUGAAAUAUAAUGGUAAUUCAGUAAUAGAGUUUCUGGUGAUGGGCAACAUGAUGAUGAACCAUGAAGUCAGAAUGUACCAGAUUUUAACAGAUACUGGUUAUAUAGGAUACAGGUUUAUCACAGCAGUGGUUAUGGGAUAUAAUGCUGUGUGGUCUACUGAAAGUCAAC